CUCUCGAAAACAGAUGGCAGAGAGUCACUCACCGAGUACCUGUCUAUAACAGCGGGCUUAGCGGUGAUCGCGAUCUUUGCUCUCUUCAUCAAACGAUAUAUGGCUAAGAGAUCCAGAGGACAGACAAAUCAGCGAACACGUGAGUAAAUAUCUGGUUAAAAACUAACCUUAUAAAUGAUUUUGACAUACAUUGUCUUAUAGUUUUAUACGCUGUUAAUUAAUGAUGCUGUGAGUAACGUGAAUUAAUUUUGCCAUUUCAGGUGAAGAAGCCGAUGAGCUCCAAAUGUAUGUAUUUAUUAAUUCCUGAAUGAAUUAUCACUCCCUAUCAAACAGGAGGCAAGAGGUUUUCGCAGAAUGAAUACUUUUAAAAAUAAUGACUAACAACAUAGACUAAAAAGCAAACCGACCUAAUUCACUUUAGUCGAAUGUUUUCUAGUGCCGUUUGUGUCUAACUCCAGUCAUUUUUCCCGUCAUCUCUGCCACUCCUCACUCUCCCCCUUCCCCCACCAAUAUGGCUGAGUAUAGCCUAAGCUCUGACGUUAUCUAUUACCAGGGUGUCCUUGAGAUCGCAAGCCACAUGCAACGAGUUUUUUCCAAAUGGAGCUUGCAACGUAUCCUCAUCGGGUGACCCUGAAUGGGAAAUACCGCGAGCAAGGCUGAAUGUGGAGAAGGUUAUUGGGCGUGGCGCAUUUGGCGUGGUGUCACGGGGCUUAGCGUUUGAUUUGCCGGGAAAACCAGGAUGGACUGUGGUAGCAGUGAAGAGCGUUCAAGGUUACAUUUCCCCUUAUUUUCCACUAAAAAAGACCUUUUGUACACUUGGGAACUAAUAAAAAAAGACUCUAAUACAAGAAAUACAUGUACACUUAAAACCAUCAAGCUUUGAUCCGAGCAAUGUCGUAAACAUUUGAUGAAAUGAUCAGUGUGGCGCUGGGGAGAAGUUAGAUUUUAUAGAAUUGGUCAUUUUAAUGUUGAUUAAAUUCUGAUUUAAAUGGAAUUUUGGUUUGUUGGUAUUUACAAAGAUGAUGCUUCAGAAAAAGAGAAGGCAGACCUGUUGUCAGAGAUGUCACUCCUUAAACACCUAGAUCCUCAUCCUCACGUCAUCCGCCUUUACGGUUGUGUUACUACUGAAGGUGAGCUUGAGGUAGUGGCAUCUUUGCUGUCAAUGUCAUCUGUGGAAGUGUUGCCGGGGUGCACGAGUCUUGCUUCAUCGUUACGUCGUCCUUACAUGUAUAUGCGUCAGUUACAGUUUGUAACUAGGUGUGCUGAGAUUAUGCAAUGAUCUCAGCACGCCUUGAACUACUAUGUGUAAAUUACAUAGUGGAAAGGCCUUGUUUCCAAAUAUUCUUAGAUAAGGGGGUCUGCAAAGUUGCUUACAGCUCGCACAGCUGAUAAAGAAGCUCCUGAGUCUAACCAAAGUCCUCUGAAGAGUGUUGUAAACGCAUAGGAGAAAAUUUAUUUGGACAAAUGGACUAUAUAAUCAACAUCAUCUUCAUAAUUAGUUUACUUUGCGACACUUGUUAAAGACUUCUAAAGGAAAUCCAGUCAGUCAUGAACAUGAUCAGCUAACUCAAGUGUCUAGUGAAUAAAUCGAGAAAUAGCUGAUAACCAGAAUAUAUUGUUAAUUGAAGGCCACUUAUAGUUAAAGAUGAAAUUUCUCGUAUUUCAGCCCGGCCACUCGUAGUUGUCGAGUAUGCACAGUAUGGUGACUUGCUUGGGUACCUGAGGAAGAGCCGAGGAGUUCGAGAUAACUACUACAGUGAUCCCUCGGUAGAGCCCCGCACCAGCCUCACUUCCAAGCAACUGCUUCGGUUUGCUUGGCAGAUCAGUGAUGGAAUGGACUACUUGUCGAAGAAAAAGGUUACAAAGUCACCUGUUGUGUUUCUAUACGAAAGCUGGAGAGCAUUGUUACAACAAUUCAAAAAUUUAAUCUGCGACUAACUCGCUGCUACUUUGCUCACAGGAUGUGUUGGAGAAGUCUGUGUGUUCCAAGAUUUCAUUACCCUUACCAAUCUUGCUAACUCUGGGACAUUAAGGCCCUUCAGAUAAAUACGUUAUAAUUAUUACUAUUCUAAUGUUGAUUUUUUUUUAAGUAUCAGGACAGAAGUAUAAAUAUGAAUAUCUAUGUUAACCCAAGUAGUUCGAAAGUCAAUUUAUAGCUAUAUUUCGUCACUAGAUCAUUCAUCGCGACUUAGCCGCGAGAAAUGUUUUGGUUGGUGACGAAGACGUUUGCAAAAUCACAGAUUUUGGAAUGGCCAGAGAUGUUUGGGCAGAGGAUAUAUAUGUUCGAACCCACGAGGUAAUUCUUCACAACAUAUUUGGAAAUAACUUGUAUCUGAGCCGAUUGAUUUAAAAGAGUGUACUUGUUAAAAAAAAGCACAGUUGUUAGAAGUUACUAAACAGCCCACGUGAAAUUAACCUGCUCAUCAUUUUUUCGAAAACCACGCAACUGCAAAGUGUGCACGUUUGCGAUAGGGCAAUUUAAUAUAACAUAAACGAUAACUUUCAGUUUCGAAAUGCAAUAUGGAGAGAAAGUGUUUAAACUCACUCAUGAUUAUGUUAUUGUGAUCUUUGGUUUUAGGGCCGUCUUCCAAUUAAAUGGACGGCUCCCGAGGCUCUAUUUGGAAGUGGUGCAUAUACGACACGCAGUGACGUGUGAGUUUGUUUUGUACAUAAACAUUCGCCCAGAUAUCACAAGAACAUAUUGUGAAAUUGCCUGAAAUAAUCAAAAUCAUAGUAGCGUGCGUGAAAGUCCUAUCAAAUUGCUAAAGAGCCACCUUGGUAAAAAUUCUUAAUUUCGCAAUGGCCAUGCAUCCAUAAGAUGACAUGUUUGGUUUUACUUCGGCUGAAACUUCCCGUUCAGUUUAGCAGCGAAGUUCCAAAUUUUCAAGACUUUUUUUCUGUUCUAUCCCGAUUGAGAUAGACCUCAGGAAGCUCAAAAUGGAACGAAAAUAUGCUAAAUAGUACUCGUUUCGAAAAAAGAUUAACAUGUCGCUGUUUCAAGCGACGAAAUUAGUUUCUGAGUCGACGAAACUUAAUUCUUAAACGCGAUGGGAAUUAUGACCGAAAAUAAAACUGAGUUUUGUGACUUAAACCGAACCUUUGCGACGUUAGGGACUCUGCAUUAGAACAGGAAAUAUUAUUUUGAAGUUUUGAUGUGUCCCAAAAGUGUUGUUUAAAAGAAGAUUUUGUUUUGAAAGAGUUCAGAAUUUUUCACACAAAGCUACGCAAUUUUCUAAUCGUAAAUUCAGGUAAACAACCAUUAAAGCAGGUAAAUCUUCCACCCGGGUCUCGUAAAUGCAAGAAGUUUUGAAAGUUUUUCGUUUAGAUUUUUGAACGAUUGAUAUAUUUAUAUGUGUCGAUAUUUCUUAAAAGUAUUUUCCAAUAGAAUAUUUAAUUUUUAGAACCGUGCAAUUUUAAAAUUUUCACAAUUUUUAACACAAACCUAUACAAUGUUAUGGCCGUGAAUUCUGGUAAACAACGAUUCAAGCAUGCUGAAUCUUCUGCGCGAUAUCGCGCUUGUAAGAAUUUCGUUCGUUUUUCGCCUUCUGAGCAGAAAAUUUACAAUUAUUUGAGUAAAUAUUUCUCGGUCGUUUUUGCCGGGUAAUGUAUCCAUAGUUUUUGGGUAGAACAGCUGACAGUUACCUAGUGGACCCAAUACAGUUGCAAUGAGGUCUCUUUUAUUUCGAGUGCGAUUUGUGUCUGCAUACCAUUUUAUGAAAGAAUUUGUUCAUGCUUCAGCUUUGCGUAUAUCGAGUUAUGGUUGCACGCGGGAAGUUAGAAUUACGCUUCUCUCGUGCGCUCCAAACUUCCAGUGUGCAUCCAGAACUCGAUAUACGCACGCUAAGCAUGGACCAAUUCUUUCAUAUUUUGCGUUUGAACACAGGACGAUGGUCUGGAUUGUGGGAAUCUCAGUUAAGAAGUAAAACGAUAAGAGAAUAAACCCCUUUUUUUGUUUCUGUUUUACAUUUUGUGUUAUCAAAUAAUUUUGGUUGACUAGUUUUGGCACGAUUCAUUGAGAUCAACGAAAUUAUAUUCAAUGCAAUUUUCUCUUAGUUCUCUUUCAAACCGCUUUUAUCAGCUUCUGAUAUCCAGCUCAAGAAAUAUACUUUUCCAAAACAAUAAUGGACAACCGAAAGGACUUGAUAUUGUCAUUUAACUGACUGGCUAAGCUUCGUUAACCCCCUUACUCCUAAGAUCUCAUCAGAAAUUCCCCUUACUCUUUGUCAUUCAAUUCUUAUGAUGUUACUUUGGGGAAUCUGGCAUUGGAAAUAAAAAAAUCCCUUUAUUGAUAAUUUUCUUUAUUUUCGUGACUUGUCUGCUAGUAUUGCGAUAUUGUAAGGAGAAAUUGUGUCUCGAUCACUCAUGAGAGUUAAAGGGUAAAGCUAAGGCACUGUUCCCAGGUUCAAGCUCUCCAUCCUGCUUCUCACUGGAUUUCGUCUUUGUUGCCCCCCCUCCAGUUAAAUUGGCAUCCUGCCAGUUGGGGCUCUUAAACAUUAUGGGCCGGUAAUUUAAACCAGAGCCGUUCUUUCACAAAACUGCGUUCUAAGCCAUCUUCAAUUUUUCCGAACCUUUUAUCUUAUUAAUGUUUAUUUUCAAUUUGUUUAAACUUGAAGGCCAUAAUUUUAUCAGUUUUUAACUGAUUAGUGUUAACUUCAGCAAUCAAAGUGUUUUUAUCAUUCAAAUGAAGCAAAACAUUUGAAUAGGCUCGCGUUUUUACUAUUAUAUAAAUUUAGGUGGAGCUUUGGUGUGGUCAUGUACGAGAUCUUCACUGUCGGUGAGUUAAAAUUUGAGCUGAAAAAAUGCUCUUACUAAAUGCAUAGAUGCAAGCGGCUCUGUGAUUUUCAAGUAUUUCCUUAAGACGCACUCGUUAUGUGAAGUUGUUAGCGACCAGGCAAAAAAACAAAAGAGAUAAUAACAGAAAAAAAAAAAAAACGAAGGAAUACAGCGAUAAGGUCCUGGGAUCCCAAAAUCGCUCUCAAAGGAAACUCCUUCCUGACACUCCGUAUUCAGUAAACAACGCUUGUUUCUGUCAUGGGGUUUUCACAUACUAUUGCCUGUGCAUGUCGUCAGUCGAAUAACGCUUCUUAAGAUUCAAUAUGAUGUUUUAGGUACUCUUUUUCUAAUAAGGAUUACACGAUUCCUAGUUUCCAUUUAAUAACUUUUUAAAUUUUCUGUUAACACUUAAUAGGUGGUGACCCUUUUCCAGGGGUGUAUAUGAGAGAUAUCCCAGCCAUGUUGAAGAACGAGUACAGGAUGCCGCGCCCAAAAUUUGUCAGUGCAAAACUGUAAGUAAUUAUUAUCGUAAAGUAGACAGUCACGAUUUUUAGGCAACAAAAGCAAUGAUGCUCAAAUUUCCUUUGCUUUGUUCUCUAUUACACUCUAGCCGAGUGCUUAUACAGAGAUUAUUAUUUAAGUCAAGAACGAGCCAAGCGAGACACGAUCGAUCGAUACACUUUGACAUUUGAAAACUGGGGCAGCGGAUAGAAAAGUUGUGACAAACCCUGGUUUAAAAGGGAAAUGUUACUCCUUGAUUCGAAAUUAUCGGCAGUUUUGCCAUCUAAUGUUGUUAUGUAGUGAGAGACAACAUUGAUAUUCUGUCUAGUUUGAGCAUGUUAUAUGACGACCUUUCCCUGUUUCGUGCUCAUUUUUAAGUACCUGUCUAUGAAAGCACGUUUGAGGAAGCUCGGCUGAUGGGGCCAGAAACCAAAAAGAAUCUAAAGCAAAUGGAAGUAUAUACCUGCCUCGCUGUAUCGAUUAUAUACCCGCCUUGUGCUGGUUUGUGAAAAGUUUGGGGGCUUUAGUCUUAUUAAGCCACGCUGUAACAAGAUGUACGCCUAUAUAUUGCAUAUGUGUACUAUACGUUGAAACAAAUCCAUUAAGGAAAAUCUUUAUAUGAAAAAUAUGCGGAGGAUCGAAAGGACAUCAUAAGCUAAGUUAGCUAAGUGUAUAUGCACAAUAAACUCUUAUUAUUAUCAUUAUUAUUAUUAUUUUUCUUUCAAACAGGUUCAAAAUCAUGAUGGAAUGCUGGAAGACUGAUCCCUUAAAGAGACCAGACUUUGAGUGUCUACGGUCACGAAUACACAGCAUGACCAGGGAUGAAGAACAGGUCAGGACUGAAAUAUUUGAUUAAAGAGCCUUGGUCCAUCGAUGUGUGAGAUAUCUCGUCAGAUCCCUACGUUUAAAAUGGAAAUCAAUUUUCUGCUCUCUCAAAGCCAUUAUGAUUAUACUUUGACAAUAUCGUGGCUUCUCAUCUAGUUAUUUUUCUUGUAUUUGUUUUAAAUGGUCGCUUUCUAUUCUUCUUAGGACUAUGUCAACUUGGAAGGGCUGUUGUAUGAAAAUGUGCAACCAACCAGUUUUACAGAGGAGUAUUCGGCAUAGCGAAUGAGCUAAAUCUAACGAACCUUAACACAGAUGUAGUUCCUAGGCAAAGAAAAAUAUAAACAGGCUAAAAGCCAAUGGCAAUCAAAGAAUAGUAAAGCACGUUCGAUGAGAUAUUUUUAGUGAGAAGGCCGGGAGUACCGGAACAAAAGAGAAAAGGGAAAUGGAGGUAAAUUAAUACAUUUGUACUCCAAAACAAUUUGCUAUUUCUAGUAAAGUACAUAGAAAUGUUGCAAUAGUAUCAGUGGAACAAUAAAUUUGAACCAUGUUUAACAAGACCAGGGUGAAAUGAAGGCAAUUUGAUGUAGUUGUCUUCCAAAAAAAUCUGCCACUUACAUGACUCCGCGUCUUAGUUGUCUGAGGACGAGUCAGGGCCAAUUUCCGAGUUACACAGCAAGGUGAUCUCGAUGACCUAGUUUUCUGAACACAAAUCAAACUGUGCAACUUAAUGGGCUAAGUAAAAACAUGGACAUGAGAGUAAAAUUAUUUCGUAGGAGUUCACAUUCAUCCGUUUUGAUGACACAGCUAUAGUUUUUUUUGUCGAAGAUCAAAGCCCCAAACUGCAGUUUAACAACGGGAGUCGAACAUACUUCUUUAGGAGAUAACCCCAUUAUUUAUAAGUCAACAUAUUAAAAGGCAAAAUUUACCACUUAUCACUGCACUGUGUAACUUAUCGAGUUCGUAUCGAAUUCAAACACUCUCUCCCUUUCGCCAGACUGCACUUAGCCUUGUGAUGAUGUCAUUCGUUUUUGACGCUGCUAGUAUUCGUCAGAGAUUAAACAAUUCAUACCCUCUUGGUAUCCUCCGUAAGUCCCAUGAAAUUACGCAAUUAAGUCUAUAUUAUAUCUCCUUUGUCGAACGCAAAAAGAAGACGGGAAAAUUGAUGUCGUUUGCACCUUUGGUUUAAGGUGCAGACACGUGAGUGGUAAUAGUUCAAAAUCUACUUCAGCUUCAGGUGUCCAUCACUUUUCCCUACAUUUUAACGUCGCCUUGAAAACGGAGUGACUACUCAGAAACGUCGCUUUUGUCUAUACAAGUACUUGAACUAGAGCUGCAACUACGAUAUGGGUUCCCGCCUCUCAAGAGUCGAAUUCCUGAGAUUAAGCUCUGGACGUGAACAUCGUUCACUAAAUUUUCUUGGUCAGGGAGUGAGGAAGGAUUCCGUUGGUGACUAGUAAUUACCAUUUAAAGUCAUUGACUCGAGAAGUGAAGAUAUUAAUAGAAAUGGGAAAAACUGUACAUUCAUAUAUUAUUUAACGAAUAAAUGCCUAUAUCUACAAGAUAUUUAUGCGUGAAGUAUCUGUAGAAAAACCGAGAAGAUGCGUAAAUGUACUUCUCACUACCUGCAUAUUGCAAGUAAAUUUUUAAUCCAGCGAAUGCGUUUGUAAUCAGUAUUUAAGAGCCAUAACUCAACGUUUCAAGUUAAGAGAGGGAUCAUCGAAUUUUUUAUUAAAACAUCAUUUAAAAUGGCACGGCAACUUAAUUGAAAACAAGAGGCAAACAAAGGAAAGACUGUAAUUGAUUCAAAUAUGACAAAUUUUAAAGCUGAUUAGUUGUUAGGAAAGGCAGUCAUCUUUGAUCACACGAUACUGCAGUGAGCUUUUUCGUUUCCAGUAGCUAGCGAAUUAUGAAAUUUAGUACGGUACUCACUAAAUCACCAUGGAAACGAAGCAAAUGAGCUCAGCGGAAGGGGACUAAGGAUUAGCCUGUGUCUGAUUAUGUUGCAUAGUAGACUUUGCACUUCUCGCUCGAAUGCGCACAACAACAAUUUGUCUUAAGAAUUAAGAUGGGAUGGUUAUGGUUCGUUUUGCUUUAUCUCAGCCCUAUCCUGAUUCCUUUGUUCUGCUUUUGUUAUUACUGGUAUUUUAUCUGCAACACCCUUACGCGAGUAAAUGGGGAUACAUUGGCAGUAAAUGUUGUCGACAAAAUCGACAACAGCACUAAAGAUGAGAUUCGAGGUAUAAAGGCGCCUGGUAUUCCGUGCAAAGGAUUAAAAACGUUGGAUGAAACGAAAACAGGCGUAGAAGCUGCUUCGAAGACAUCUAUUAACAAUACCAGACGGAAGGCCGAUCAGGUAAGCGUCUCUUAGACAAUUGAAGGCCGUUCCUUGAAAGUGUAGUGCACUUAUUCAUUAUUUAAACAAAGUAAUUGAAAUCGAGCCAAACUGAGGAAGCCAGAUUUGAAUAACUUACUCAAACACACGACUAAUCAGAUGAACUGAAUUUUGCUACCGUGGCGAAAAAGUAAAGAAUAAUAAAUUCGAAAUGUGUUAUUAGGAUAAUUUUGGCAAACUUACCGAAAAGCGUAUGCAUCAGAGAAGUUUUUGCAGUGAAUAUAUCAAACAAUGCUUUACUGAUUCAUUAUACGUUUCACCUCUGUCAAUGAUGGAUUGUAUGGCAAUCAUUAUAUCACGUGUACAUUGACAUUAUUAAACGGGUAAACUUUGAAGACAACACAAAACAUUUGAUUUAGUUGUGGUUAGUUUGUGAAUGAAAGCAGAAAUCGUGCGGAUAUGUGUGUGUGUGCAAGGCUAUCGUAAUUGUAACGAACGUAGACCUCGGCUCAGUAAAAUCUUGUUGAUCUUCCUGUCAGAUCGUUUUUUGUCAGUUGAAAUGUACCUUUUGGCAAAAAGAUAUUAUAUUUUAUGUUCAACCUUUGAAUAAAAUGGGGCUUACUAAAAUAAUAUUAUUCUUAGUAACACGGAGCUACAUACCAUUGUAAAAUGUAUUCAGUGAGCGUGACUGACAUUUCCUUUGAUAAAUUUCUUAUGUAAAUGUACUUCAAAGCUGGAUCAGAUAGAGCGCCUGUGACAUUUAACGUGGUAAGCUGUAAUGUUGUUUUAGUGCCUUGGUAAUCAGAGCCGAUCAUUGUGCUUCGACGAUAUCAAGAAAGGACAAGUAGUAUUCCUUUUAAAUUUUCAUGCGGGCUGGGUGCCUUUGCCAAAAUUAACACUCUUGACGCCGUAGAUGUACUUGAAAAUGCCUCUGGAGACCCGGAAAAGUUAUUGCCACAAGCUAACCAAGCGAUCCUAUGUUUAAAUUGAUUUUUAAUACCCGAACUGUACUCGAAGAAGAUUUCAUACACUUCAACGCGUGGCGGGGUUUAGACAAGAGCGAAUUUGUGAAGUGACGGAUAACACAAAGGUAUUCAGUUGCAUGCUGUGCGGCAAUUGUCACUCCGAAUCUCUUUUGCAUCAAGUCGGGUCAGGCUAACGGAAGUAAAGCGUACAGUUUAUCUUAUCAGUCUGCACGACUAAACUUGAGCGGUUAAGAUUCAAUAUUUCCCUCCAGGGAAAUACGUGACGCAUUUUCACGUACCAUAUCACAAAUUGCGUCUAACUGCUGGUUAUAUAAUUAACAAAGCAAACUAAAACCAACUGCAGGAAUGCCAUCUGUAGGAAAGUGAAGUUUUCGGUGGCAUCUGAAACCGCAUGUUUUUGAGAGAGUCGACUAUAAAGUGCAGACAGCUCCAUGUGUUACAUUUGUGAUGCAUGUCUGACUAAUUUGUGACUAAGGAUCAACAGGCCGAUUCGCUUUAUGUGAUAAAUAAAGAUGAAUGAGACAAAUUAGGAUUUGCAACCCGCGACGUAAAGUGCGUCGGCAGUAAGGCUCAAGGUCCAAGCACGUAACUUUGGUUUUUCUUUUAGUAUUUUGGUUUUCUUCCGCCUCUAGGAAAUCUUGAUCUUCAGUGUCUGUCAGCGAUACGAGUUUUUAAGUGUUUUUAGCAGCCAUAAUCCGACAAAAGUCUCUCCAAACGAUCUUGGAUUGAGAACGGUGAACGCUUUGCCAUUCAUUUAUCAACCUGACAGAGUAACGUGAAAGGCGAGUGACAUGUCAGGAGCUGAUUGGCGAUAUGAAACUUGCGUAAACAUUAAAGUUAUUUUUAAACGAUCAUCAGCCUUAUUAACCUAUUUCCAAGAAUAAGUCUUUUCAGUUUGACUAGCUUUUUUUAUUACAUGAACAGGAACAGUCCGGUGGGAGUGGAGGGGAAUACGGCAGGCAUUGUCAAAAGAUGCCCACAAAUAAUUCUUAUGUGUUCUUCUAGGUUCUUUCUACUCUAUCAGAGGCAAAAAUUGAAGACGAACGCAAAAGAAGCCUACUGCUGGAUGAAUUUCGCAAAGCCCAAGAUUUUUUGAGUCAACUGAAUGAGAAUCGCUCAUUGCCUUUGCUGCAGGUGAAUAUAACCGAAAUUUUAGAGGAAAUGAAGCAACAUAUCAGCCAACUCGAACAGAAGGAAUACUAUAUUCUUGUUGCAGGUAAGUGAUGAUGGAGAAUUUACUCAAAACAACCACAUUAGAUUUUUUCCUGGCCUCCAGGCUUAUGAAAUUCCGCAACUGACAGAGGAUUGGCCCAUUUCAGAGAGGUUUAUAGUAUUGUUUCAUCUUGGUCAGAAGGAAACUAGCAUACCACGCUUGGCGGAAGGCACAAGGAUAUUAAGCUUGUCCUGUUUCUUUCUUCUUUAAUAUAACAGACUCUGACAGGACAUUGCCAGAGUCAGCUAGAAUCAGUCCGAGAGUGGUCAAAGAGAAGAGAAGCGAGAAAAUUAAAGUUUUUGCAAGUAGAAAAGUUCUACUAAAAGCAAAUAUUCUUCUCUCAGUUUUCUUUGACCACUCUCUGACUGACUCUUAUUAACUCUGAUUCUCUAACUCUGAUCUACCAACUGCUAUUUCUAUAGUACUUUCUUUAAUAUUAACUAUCGAUAGGCAUGAGUGGAGGUGCCGGCCAACUGACCUUGAAGGAUAUUAAAAAACCCCUUUCACGAGACUCUCUCGAAUAAACAAAAAUGUAACUCAUGCUUCCAGUCACACACACACAGUUUUAGAAAGUACAUCAGGAUGAAAGCAUUUUUUGUUUAUUUUUGUUUUUGUUUUUGUCUUGUUGUUUUAGGCGAGGCAAGUGCUGGAAAAAGCAGCCUGAUAAAUCUCAUUCUGGGAGAGAGGCUUCUUCCAUCUUCCUCACUGAGCACAACUUCCACGCUAUGUGAAUUGAAGUACGGCGAGGAAAGAAAAAUUGUGGCGCACCUCAAAGACACAGAUUCGAAAACAGGCCUAACAUCGACCAUAUUUCUUGAGAAUCCAACAGAAUCUUCAGGGAAAAGCUAUCUCCAGCAGAUAUCACCUUUUGUCCACGUGAAGGGUGCAGACCGUGGGAAAGGUACAAUUUACAAAAAGGUUGAAAUCUUCUGGCCUCAUCAAUUGUUGAAGGUAAGUAUUCAGUUAACCGUUAAAUGUCUUCUGUAAAUCGAAACAUUACGGAAAUACUUGAAAGUAUGUAAUACCCUCCUUUGCCUAGGAACGUAAACUGAACUAGCCACUAGUGUUGUCUCACAGUUCUUUCCCGUAUAAAGUAUUCCAUAGGUUGAUAUGGAAAGUUGAACCCCCAUCAGUAAUCAAGAUUUUGGUUUCUCCAAUCAGCUAUCAUGAACAUCGAGACCAAACUUGGAGGUUGUUGAUUGACAACCUCGUUAGAUGAGAUGAACUGGCAUAUAUGAACGGGCUGACAUUCACUGCAGGAUUAAAACUAAUAAACUAAAAAAAAAUGAAAAUGACAUGGAUCCAUAUCCAGUCCUACUGUAAAUAUCAAACAUUUUGAGUGAAUAAAAAAAUCGGUUCAAUCUCCAAUAGCAGUUGAUAGUUUUCUAGACCUAGAUUAUGCCAAAGAGAACAAUUCGAACAAUCUAGAUGAUUGUCUAUUGUAGAUAAUUAUUCAGCGUUAAUUUCUGUGUUUUAGAAAGGUGUCACUAUCAUUGAUAGUCCUGGUGUUGGAGAAUCGGAAGUCAUGGACGAAGUAGUGACAGAGUAUCUUCCUCAAGCCUUUGGAUUUAUUUAUGUCAUCAACAGCGCAAACGCUGGAGGGGUUCAGAAAGACAGGGUAAGUAGCUAGUGCAAUGUGGAUAGCAGUGAAAUUAAAAUUUUAGAAAAGAAAAAAUAGUAUUACAAAGGACGAAUCAAAGUGAUGAUUAAACUUUUAAAGUUGACUAUUUUUUUAAGUACUUUGUAGCCAUUUUGUGUUAAUUGACAACUUUUUGAUUAAUACAAAGCUCGUAUCUUUGCUGAGCGAACUGGGCAAGAUAUCGCGUGAAAGACAAGAAGAGUUUCCCUCCAAAUGUGCUUUGUUUGUAUGCAACAAAUGGGACCAGAUUCCAGAGGACGAAGCCGACGAUGUUAAGGCACACAUAAAGACCAAGUUAAAAGAAUGGUGGCCUGAUCUUAUUCCUGAAUCCCAGAUCACCUACAUAUCUGUAAAAAAUGCUCUCGGUGCUCAGAGCCGUGGAAAGAUUAAAACCGACUUCAUCACCCUGAUGAAAUGGAUCCGUAUUUUUGUUCUAAAAUGCAUUGAGCAAAGGUUGGGAAUUCACUGGAGGUAAGUUCAUGCCUUCUUUUGAUUAUGGAAUUAGGUGUUAUAGUUUUAUUGUGGUUAUAACUGUUAAACAAAGUCAAAUGAUUAAAAAAGAGACAGAAACUUUAGAUUAGUAACAUAAGAAGAACUUUGAAUUAAUUUUUUAUAUCACGGUCAUCCAAACUCCAACACUAAUGGGCAAACUCUUUUCGCGGUCCGAGUUUUAAAUCGUAUAUGUUAGUAACUUAAAGGAUUAAAACGAGCCAGGUCAUUUACAAUGGGAAAUGAUCAUUACGUUGCUUAUUUAGUGAUUUGCUGAUUAUUGCUUUGUAUGUACCUAGUUCGUUCUAAAACUACGAGUUAUAAAAAAAUACAAUCAGAGUUAUAAUUCUCUUUUCAUUUCCUUAUUUCCUUACAGAUGGCUUGAUUUUGUAUUUUACCAACUAAUUUGUCAAACAAAGAUGGUUACGAUGAACGCCACUAGAGAUCAUAAGAAAGUCAACAAGAACAUGACCACCAUACUUUAUCGUCUGGAAGUGCUUGAGAGACAACAAACCCAACUUAUUGAUAGGAUUCGCAUAGAUAUGACAGCCCAAGCCAACGAGGUCGAAACAAAGCUCUGCGAAUUUCUCAAUUCAGAGGAUUUGGGAACACAAUUCAUCUAUCGAUUUUACGGAUCUGCUCCAUCCGUAAGUGAGCUGGACGAAGAACUGCAAGUAAUUUUGCAACAGUGGGAAGAUAAAAAUCACGUAUUUGCAAAUGCUUUUAGCUUGCCUCUUCAACGAUUUUUGGAGCAACACAAUUUAGCAAAAAUGCAAAUCCUGAAUCUUCAACGUGACAUCUCGGAAGGCGAAGUCUCAAUGGCCACACCAAUUUACCCACACUGUAAGUUUAGCGCUUCCGUGGUCUUCAUUUUUGAUCUCUUUGCUGAGAGGCUUGGAAUAUUCAGGAGUAUCUCCGGAUCCUUGGGUGGACUCGACACCAUUAUGCCUAUGAUGAAGAAUUUUACUUCUUCUGUUUGGAUGAGAAAGAGCUUUCUUCAGUGUGUUAUAAAUGGAGAUGCAGCUAAGUCUAUGGUAAAUAAAAUGCUUAAAAAGCAUCUGAAACGUUUGGAACAAAUUGGAAAUCAAGUUCCACAGAUGAUUCAGGCCAACAAAAAGUUAUGUGAAGAACUCCGUGACAACAAGCAAUCACACCAAAAGAUUAUAGAACUGUACGAGCCAAUUAGGAACUCUGCUUCUGCCAUAAGAGGACACCUAGCUGCAUUUGGGCUGAGAGAGGCCUGUGCUCACUGCAACGAGGAGUUGCAGUGGAAGGAUGAUGCAUCUGCCUUUCUUGGGUGUGGUAUGUUUGCCUCUGUGUACAAAGGGAAGAUGAGAAGACAUGGAUUCGAGCAAAAAGUAGCUGUGAAGGUUUGCCGCAAACCUCUAGACGUCGAAAAUGCAAGUCUCGUAGUUGAAGAAAUGACCCUUUUGAGGUGAGAAAAAAUUCCCCCAUUUCCAUCUCAAUAUUCUAAUUUUCCCCCAAAUUAUAAUGCCGCGUAUCUGGAGUAGGACUUGAGGAAAAAUUGAGCAUCAACCGUUUGGCUCUUUCUUACGCAGCAAGCGCGCCAUGAUUUCGGAGACUUUCCAAUGUAUUUGUAGAAACAGAAAGUUUGAAUCAAAGGAAUUGCGAUAAGUGCUGUUGACGUUCAUUCGUAUAGUGAACUGUUAUGCUUACUUUUGAAAAGAACCCUUGUUUGGUGGAUUACUUCUAAAGGUCUACUCUUUACAUUAGGCGUGUCAGAAUUUUUAAAUUAUAAAUUAACUUUUUAAGCAUAAAUUAACUUUUUGGGAGCUUGACUAGCUGCUUUUCGUCGAUACCAUUUUUUUACCGUAAUUGGCAGUGAUGUCGCAAUCUGAUAGGCCAGUUUGUUGUUAUUGAUAAGAGUGCAGACCAAGCUAAACUGCUGUCGACUAGUUAACUCUCUCUUAAUGUACAUACUCUACUGUGUGUUGUUUCGUACGGCCAACAAAGCAUCUUUCGCCCUGCACCAUAGUUCAUGCGUGAUAUUUUCCUUUGACAGAAAAUUGGAUCACCCUCAUAUUGUCAAGUUUUUUGGGACUGCACUCUUGAAAAAAGAGGACGGGUUAAGGUUGAUCUUUGUGAUGGAAAGGUGCACAGAAAGCCUCAAAGAUCACAUCUUCAAGCACCGAGAAUCUGUUCCGGGUCUAUCCGGAAAAACAGCGGACCUUAGAGUUUGUCGUUGGGCGAAAGAAAUCACCGCUGGUCUUCACUUUAUGCACGAAGUAGGCAUUAUCCACAGAGACCUCAAGCUAGAAAACAUCUUGGUAGGUACUUACAGCGAUCUUGAUAUUUUUAUCGCAUCUUGCCAGUCCUUGCAAGUCAAUGGAAUUGAUUAGUCAUUUAAAAUUAUAGUUUUACUUUUCAAUCAUGGGCAUCCAAACUUCUAGAAUUUCUGCACAAAUCUCAAAACCAACUGAAUCACAGCGGAAAAUGUCGCUUCUUGGGUGACACUGCACUUAACCCGUAAAGUUCAUUUCCCGAACAAAUAAUAGAGAAUGAUAGUGACUGAAGUAUUAUGAAAUGUAAUUGUCAAACAAUUGAUAAGCGAGAUACAAGCCAUUUUACUGUACAUUGAGUUUUCGUCUUCACAAAAUUACGAACCGAAACUUCUCUCAAUUACGAAUGCGGGAAAACAUUUAGUGAUUUCCAAUCCAAUAAUAAAUAUACUUAUCACAUAAACUGCGGUGUUAUACAAGGGUUUCCGGCCCUAAGAAAAGCCGUAACAGCACACGUGAAAAAAUAUCUAUUUUUUCACGUGUUUUAAUAUAGCCAAUCAGCUGCUGACACAUCACUCGGCUCUGGCGCCACCCGGUCAGCUUGAUAAAUGAACAGCAAAGCCUUCACGACUCUCAAUACAAGGUAGUUUGUAGGAACUUCCUCGGAUUUUGACGGCUAACUCCGUAUCGCUGACAGACAAUGAGGUUGAAACUUUCCUAGAAGGGGAAAAAAACCAAUAUACGAAAAGAAAAAACCAAAAGUUACGUAUUCAGUGGCUUUGAUGUUGGCAUUUCUCGCGGCUGAGAAUAAAAAUUGACAACUGGAAGCUUUGCCACUGGCCGAUCUUGGCCGUUUACCUUAAAGACUUCUUCUUUCGGUAAGGAAGAAGUCAACAAAUGAGAAUUUUGUAAUUGAAAAUUACGACUAUUUCUGUUUUUGUAAUCAUGAUUCGACGAUUUUUCCGUCUUGCGAGUUAGCGCCAACGCACUGAACGGUUUUUUAUUCGGGGAUUGUUGAUUCGUUUAUUUUCAUUCAUUAAUGAAGUCGGCUUUUCUUGUUAGUAAAGGGCUAUUGUGUUUAUAUGAUAAACAAAAUAAUACAUGGCUGCUUGUAUAUAUGCAAUUUCUCUUCUCGUGUCCAACUCGACAUCUCACUCGUUCGCUGCACUCACUCGUGAGCUAUCGAGUUAAACACUCGAAGAGAAAUUCUAUUUCUACGCGCGCCCGUGUUUUACUCUCUAUUUGUCUUUGUUUUUAUUUAAGCUGUCGGAAGAGGAUUCCGUGAGAAUAGGUGAUGUCGGCGUUUCUAAGGAAGCAAGUAAAGUCAGCGGUACUGUUAAGGGAUCUUUUUCGUACAUGGCACCUGAGGUGUUCCAUUCUAAACUAUAUGAUUUCAAAGCAGACAUCUACAGUUUUGGAAUAAUGCUUUGGGAGAUGUGGUUUGGACGACGAGCAUUUGCUGAAGUUGAAGCGUUAAACAAUCAACAUUUCUUUACCUUGGUGGAUCAUGGGCGUCGUCCGAAAGAUAUCAUGGAAUUGAAAAAGCCUCCACGCCGCUGGAAAGAACUUAUGGAGAGAUGCUGGGAUAGAGACCCAGAAAAACGUCCCACAGCUGACAAUUGUGAGCGAGAAAUGACUGAAAUCUGCAGUGGAUGGACUGGUCAUUAG
Molecule: messenger RNA, 16666 nt
Organism: Pocillopora meandrina
Lineage: Eukaryota; Metazoa; Cnidaria; Anthozoa; Scleractinia; Pocilloporidae
Source: the annotation of a GenBank genome assembly